Molecule: messenger RNA, 5156 nt
Organism: Dimorphilus gyrociliatus
Lineage: Eukaryota; Metazoa; Annelida; Polychaeta; Dinophilidae
Source: the annotation of a GenBank genome assembly
UGAGUACUUAGUUUUUCUUUUUGACUGUUAAGUCUAAAGGAAUACGAUUCUGUUUUAAGAGGCCUCUCGGCUUUUUUUUUUAUUCGUAAUCAGUUCUAGAUUUUUAAAAGCUCUUUACAAGAUAUAAAUAUGGAUAUUAGAAAAAUUAUCCCAUUUUUUUCUCUUCUAAAUACGCAGUAGGAAAAGUCGGUAUAGUCUAAGGGCAGAUCGAUAUUUUCCAUUUACCUAGUGUCAAGCGGAUUAUCGACUGGAUACUGUAGUUCUACUCCUUCUGUCUCUCUUCACUUUCAACUGUGUUUUUUUUUUCUCCGCAUACAAAAUGCUUUUGUAUUUUCUCUUUUAUUUUUUGUACUUUGCUACUUUUUUUCAAUAAUACAAUUCAUUAAUUUUUGUAAUUGUUUACAGCAAAUGUCAGCCUAUGGCCACUCGAAUGCUAUGUUACCAAACCAACGUCCUGUUCACCAGAUGGCACCAAUGUCAUCAGCGGGUGUUGGAGGUCCUAUGGUCAAUGGUAUGAUGAGGAAUAGGCAAGCUCCUUAUCCAACACCGCAGCAGUACAUGAUGCAGAAAAGAGGGCAAAACCCAAUGUCAUGGCAUCAGUACAAUGAUUAUUGUGCAACUGACCCUUAUCCUGGUAAUAUGCCUGCCGCUUAUACGCAACAACCGUAUAGCAAAUACGGUGGAGCUCCAGCCCAACAACCAUUGCCUGGUUCUUCACCGGUUUAUAAUCGACCAUAUCCUAAUCCUAAUCCUAUGUACCAUCAACGCAAUUAUAAUGGCCACUAUCCUCCGGGUGGUCCGGGAGGUGGUGGCGGAGGAGGUUACUAUCACAAUAUACCUGGUCCCGCUCCACCUGGAGUUCCUACACCGCCUGUUACGCCUUCAACGCCUAGCGCUGUUCCGUGUCCGGGUCCUGGACCCUACAAUCAAGACGUCAAACCGCACAUAAAACAAGAAAUGGUGCAGGAAGAACUACGAUUAACGUUCCCAGUUCGAGACGGGGUUGUUCUACCGCCAUUUCGGUUGGAGCAUAAUUUAGCCGUAUCAAAUCACGUAUUCCAUUUACGGGAGAGUGUUUAUAAUACGCUUAUGUGGCGACCCGAUCUGGAAUUGCAGCUGAAAUGCUUCCAUCACGAGGACAGGGCUAUGAACACUAAUUGGCCAGCCUCUGUUGCAGUUUCAGUCAAUGCCACACCACUCCAUAUCCAAAGGUCGUCAGACGUCAAGUCAUCGACACACAAGCCACUCUACCUGAAAAAUGUCUGCUGUCCUAACCGCAAUACAAUCCAGAUAACUGUAACCGCCUGUUGCUGUUCCCACCUCUUUGUACUGCAGCUCGUCCAUCGACCAUCGGUACGGUCAGUACUGCAAGGUUUAUUACGGAAGCGUAUGCUGCCUAUAGAGAAUUGCGUCCAAAAAGUGAAAAAAUGGUUCGGUAACGGUCAAGGAAGUAUGGGAGAGGAGGGAGUUGAACAAACAGCGACGAGAGUUUCGUUGAAAUGCCCGGUCACUUAUAGAAAGAUACAAUUGCCUGCCAGGGGGCACGACUGCAGACACAUUCAGUGUUUCGACCUGGAGACAUAUUUGCAGAUGAACUGUGAGAGGCCGACUUGGAAAUGUCCGGUCUGUAAUAAAAAUGCCCAAUUAGAAGGUCUAGAAAUAGAUCAAUAUAUGUGGAGUAUACUGCAGCAAUUGGCCAAGAAUGAUUUCGACGAAGUAACAAUAGAAGCAAAUGCCAAUUGGAAACCCGUUAUACAAGUGAAAAUGGAAAGUGCUUCCGACUGUGGUCGGUGGAUGAAGUCCAAUAGUCCUGGAUCUAUGAAAUCGCCAAAUAUGGCACAAUGGGAGAAUCAACCCCAAAGUCCCGCCUUUUCUCAGGUUCCCGCUUCCGGGCCGGCUACUCCCGGCCAACCGUUAACGCCCGCCACGACCCCUCAGGGUCAGCAACAACCUCCAACACCCGGUACAGUGGGUUCACCCGCCACGCCAGGAACAAAUACAAAUCCGGCUUUCCCUCCAGUGGGUACACCAGAUUUCUUAGCCCCAUUGUCCCAUCGGUCAGAAGCGGGUCCGCCUGCAGAAUCACCAGCUCCGCCAACGCCAUCAGAACAACAAUCCCAGCAACAGAACAAUAAUAUCGACUCCAAUUUGGAUAAUAUAAGUCCAGAUGAAAAUAUAGAAAAUGUAAGUAUUGAAACAAAUUUUUAUUAUUGUUGUAAUAAUCUUUUAUGAUAAAAACUUACUAUCCGGAAGUUGAUUGGCAAAUAGUGAAAAUUUAACAUUUACCUAUAAAAAAAAAAAGCGACGAGACAAAAAAAACCGAACAUUAAAAAUACGCUUUUUAUUCUUUCGAAUUGUUAUCCUUUUUUAUUGUUUUUUUUUUUACUUGGUUACCUAUUUCUAUUCUCUCUUAUUAUUCGUUAUCAAUAGAGAACUAAGGAGUAGAACAAACAGAAUGUCACACACAACCAUAUAUACAAACGCACGCAACACUAGCCGCUAUUACGAUAAAAUAAACACCCGGCAAAACAAUUUCAUACAUUAAAAAGUAAUUUUCUAUAAAAUGGAUUUUCUUUUUUAAUUUUGCAGAUAUUUGGAGAAACGGAAUUAACCGAUCCAAAUGAGUUAUUGAAAUAUUUAGAUUUUGGGUGACACUGACCCGAUGGAACUUCUUGAUUACUUAGGGCCGAAUAAUAACAGUAACGGUGCGAAUGCAAAUGACGAUUUAAAUUUGUUUGAUUUAAAAUUCGAGUAACAAAAAGAGCACAAAGAGCCCUCACCAUAUAAAUUCAUAUACAUUCUCUCUUUCCCUCUCUCUCUCUCUCUCUCACUCUCUCUCUAACUCUCUCAUAAAACAAAACGCUUCAUUCAAAAAUCUACAUAACCAUCUUAACAUUUGACAAGUUUAGCAAAAAAAGAAAGAAAAAACAAAGAGAUGUACAUAUAUAUAUAUAUAUAUAUUAUACAUCUAAAUGUCCGACUCCUUUCAUUGAAUAAGAGAGGUUUAAGUUUAUUAUUGAGACAAAAGUUUAUUUAAACUAAAAGAAAAAAAAAAUCUGAACAAAGAAAGACACAGAAAGCGAUUUAAAAGAUUUUGAUAUAAUUUUGUUUUUUCUCUUCCGUUCAAAAAAAAUCUUUAUAUUUCUUUUUUUUUUGUUUUAAAAGAAAAUAUUAAUAAUUCCAAAAAAUUGUACGGAAAAUAAAAAGAAUACGUCUAAUAAAAAAAAAACUCCACAUUUACAUUAAAAAAGUUAGGGCUCUUUGAAUUUUUGCCAUACAAACUGUCUUUUCUCUUUGAAUAGUUUAGAAGAAGAACUGAACAAAAUUCUCUUUAUCAUGUAUACAUAUAUGUCUACGUCGUGCAAUUUUUUUGUAAAUAUGUCCUUUUUCGAUGAGUAUUUAUUGAUCAUGACUAAUGUGUACAUAAUGUUACGACCAUGUAUUGUUCUACUUAGGCAAGGACGUAUCCACGGUGGGCCUAAAAAAAUAACAAUGAAACAAACAAAAAAAAAACAAAGAGUUUUGGUUCAAAUAAUAAAAAAGAUUAAAACGAAAAGGUAUAAAGGAAAAGAGUUUUUUAAGAGACUGCCUAUUGUAGCGUAUUAAAUAUACCUCUGUCUAUCUCUAUCUCUUUUUUUGUAUCUUAAUCCUUCCUGGAUACGCCCCUGUCUCCUCCCAAGCUUUCAGUGUUUUAAAGGAAAAUAUCUUGUACAGUUUUAAAAAGGAAUUUUUUUUCUGACAAAAAAUGUUGAUCCUGCAUUUUAUCAACAAAAAUUUGAAAAUAAUGUCAAAAUGUACAUGUAUUUAUUUUUUAAGAGAUUCUAGUGUUUUCUAUUUGUUUUUUUUUUUUCUCUCUCUCUCUCUCUCUCUCUCUCUCGGUUGAAUUUGUUCUCUUCUUUCGAUCUCUCCCCGUUUUUUUUAUUCAAAGGUUCAGAACGUAACAACAACAACAACAAAAAAAGACAAAAAACUAUCGAGUUAUUAACUAAGAGAACGAAAAAUACGCAACAGUUUGUUUCAAUACAGUGUUGCCUAUUUUAUCAACUUUUUCUUUUUUAUUUUUUUUGUUGAGUUGAAUGAUAUCACACGUCAUUAUUAUUAAUUAUUCAAGUAAAACGUUCAAAAGAUAAGGAAAGGAAAAGAAAAAGAAAAAAAAACUAGGAGAUAUAAAAGAUAAAGGAUUAAACUUUUUCCUUUUUUUAUUAUUAUUAUUAAAAUUAAUUUUUAUUAUUCAUAUAAACAAAAAAGAAAGAAGAAAAAACGAUAGAAAAUGUAUGGAAAUAUUUUACCUAUAUUUUCACAAGCACAUACGCAUUGCCCUACACAUUGCAUACAAUUUACGUACAUAACAGACAGACACAAAACAAACUACCGGAUUUAAAAAGAUGACGUCAAAUGGGGGAAACGAUGUGAAAUUUAUUGGAGAGUCAAAACACUUGAAUUAUAGACAAAAAUUUGAAUAUUUCUAUACAUUUUUCUCUCUUUUUUAAACGUUUCUAAUGCAAAGUGUAAUAAGAAAAAAAGUAUAACGAAAAGCAUUGAAAACUCUAUUAAAAGUUGAAAGGAGAAAAGGCAAAAAAUGUAAAACAUUAAACAUAUUGAAAAGAGGGAAGGAAACAAAAAUAUGAACAGUUUUUGUCUUUUUUUCUUAUAUUAAUUUACUUUUUUCUUUGAAUAAAUAUAAAAAAAAGAAAGAUUAUGUAAUGACACAUUUUAAUAAUUAUGACGUAUGGCUAAAUUAUGGACAAAAUGAUGCCUUAGCUGAACACUGUUACGUUUUAUUUCUUUUUUUGUAUAGAGAUUUUUAAAUUAACGGUCCAGAGCUAUUGAAAGAGGUCAGAAAUAAUUUAUUCUGUUUCUCAUCUUGUGCUAUAUUCAUAUAUAUUAUAUAUAUAUAUUCAUAUAUAUGUAUGCAUAUACUUAUAUCUAUAUAUACGUGUAUAUAGAGAUAUAUGUAUAAAAAAAAUUGUAUACAUUUGUUUAUGUUCUAUUUUUCUUUAUGGCAAAGUUUUUGACGUCGAUUGCAAAAUCUGGACCAUUGCUUAUUCUAUUCUUAUUCUGCACGAAUGGUAAUAAGUUAUUAAGGAAGCUUCCGUUGAUGAAAUUUGUACAUUCUGUUUAUUUUUUUGGCAAUAUAAUUUUUCUCAUAUACUAUU